CGGGAGGGGAAGAGGGAAAGCUUUCCCCGCACACAGCUCGCGGUCCCUGCACCGGGAGGAGAUGCUCGGCCAGGGUCCGGUGUCCGCCUGGACGGACUGCAGCCCUUCCGCAGAGCCUCCGGCAGUGGCCAGGACCGAGGGUGGCGGAGGCGGAUCAGCUGGACAUUCUUAUUACCAGAAUUCCAAAGGUACUGAUGGAAUCAAAGAUGGACACAAAAUGAACUUACACAUAGCCAAGCUACAAGAGUUAUGGAAAACUCCUCAAAUUCAAACAAUUCACAUCACUAAAUCAAUGACAGAUGUGUCCUUUCUAAAGCAUCCAGACCUCACCCUAGGCCAGAGGCAUUACCUGCGCAGCACUGCUAAGGUCUGUAAUGGGAACUAUCUGAGGGUGUUAAUUUAGAGGCAGUACACGCCUAUGAUCCAGCACAACUCUCACAAGCCAGGUGUCCUCACUCAUCACAGGAGCCACCUCAGUUCUCGUCACUCCCAGAAGCAGCAUCACCCCUGUACUACAUGGCGACACCAACUGGAGAGAGGGGACUCAGUGCCUUCCAACAUCGCAGCCGCAUCUGCACCAGAAAUGAUCAUACAGCAUUCCCUUUGGCGACCCAUGAGAAACAAAGGAAGUUUAAAAACUGGAUAUGUGUCUAAAACAAGAUGUAAGUCGCUGAAGAUUUUUAGAAAACCAGGCAGACUGUUCAUGCAAUCAGUUUCUACAAAUGAUUUUGAAUCAUACGCCAAUGAAGAAAUAAAGGAAGAUUUUCUAAGUAAGUGUAUGCAAUCAAUGUCAAUUGAAGAACAGGGAGAACAUCUGAUGUUAACUUGACAAUCUUGUCUUAUGUAUUGAUAAUGUGCCAAAGGUAGGGGUAGGGGUAGGGGUUGUGAACUGAUACUGUUAUUCACCAUUAAGUCAUUAAGUAAUUUUGGUUUGUUCAGAAAUGUUUAAACCAUGUAAUUGGUUUGAUGUAGUUCCAUGUUCCAAUGAUAUUUGUGUAAUAAAGUCCCUGUGUAAAUAUAUGCUUUUAUUUCUAGCUAGAUACAAUUAAAAUAUUUGUCACUUAAAAACUGAAUUAUUUUUUCUUUAAAUCUGACAACUACAUUGUAUAAUUCUCUCUGUGUUUACAAUAAGUCCUAAAACAGCAACAUUAAAAUAUCUGACAAAUAUUUUCUUGAUUUGGCUGAGGAAAAGUCUUGAAAUAUCCUAAUAUGGCAUAGCAUUUAAUAGAGAUAACACCCUGGAUUGCAAAGAUGAUGCUUAAUAAAUAUUUGCUGCUUGAAUACAACUUAAAAAUGGAAAUGUCAGUUUGCCCUAUUUUAUGAAAAUUGCUACACAAACACUUGGCCUCUCAAACUAGAUUAAGUUGGGGGUGGUGGUACUAAUGAGAGGAUUCUUUACAUUACAUAUUCAUUCUAGGUUGUUUC
Myotis myotis is the source of this 1425-nucleotide messenger RNA. It is a transcript of the gene FAM216A, whose product is annotated as family with sequence similarity 216 member A. Lineage: Eukaryota; Metazoa; Chordata; Mammalia; Chiroptera; Vespertilionidae. The record is from RefSeq and is a predicted model, not a curated record. The transcript is spliced from 7 exons.